GCCAUCUAUCUUUGGUUCGCAGUAUACCUAACUAGGGUUUUCUUGUACAAUGGAUAAUUUUUAUAUUGAAUGAUUGAACAAUUCGUGUAUUGACAAUAAAAAAAUAAUGGAAAACUAUUUUGUUAACGCAAAAAUAAUAAAGGAAUGUGAGAAGUUUCUCACAACAGGUUGUUCGAAGUUUGAUAAGUUACUCCAAGGUGGUAUUACUACUCGCGGUAUUACACAAAUUUAUGGAGCUGCAAGUACAGGAAAAACACAAUUAGCUUUACAGUUAUGCCUGACAGUACAAUUACCUAUGAAAGAAGGUGGUUUUGCUGCUGGUGCAAUAUAUAUUUGUACUGAAUCUGUAUUUCCAUCACGAAGAUUACAGGAAUUGAUACAGAAACUAGAAAUUACUAAAAAAUAUGGAAUAAACGGUGAUUCAGUAUUUGUAGAACACAUAUCAACUAUUGAGAAAUUGGAAAUAUGUUUGCUUCAUAGAAUUCCAAUAUUAAUGUCUGCAAAAAAAAUAGGAUUAAUAAUUAUAGAUUCAAUUGCUGCUCCAUAUAGAGUAGAAGACUGGAAUGAUGAAUCUAAUAAUAGGGCGAAGAGUUUGAGAACAAUUGGACAACAAUUACAUAAAUUAUGUAGAAAUAAUAUUUGUGUAGUUUGUAUUAAUCAGGUAGCAGCAGUUAUACAUAGUAGUAUACUUAAUGAUAACUCAACCGUACGACCAACUUUGGGGGCAACUUGGUUAAGUAUGAUAACUAGUUCUAUAGAAUUUUAUAGAAUAGAUUCUAUGAGAUACGCUUGCGUGAGAUUGUCAUCAAAUUUACCAGAAAUAACUAUUCCAUUUAAAAUACAAGGAUGUGGAGUUCAAGCAAUAAGUUAAACAAAGCAAAAUAAAAGUUCAGUGUUUAUUUAAUUGCAAGAGAUUAUAAAUAUCAUAAAAUAUAUCUUCAUCUAAUAUCCUAGCAACAUUUGUUGGUGACCAUUGAUUCUUUGGAUCAGAAGCUACAAAUGGAUCUGUACUUCUUACAUCUAAAUUUUCAAUAUCAUUGUUCAAUAUAAGCCUUAAAAAAUAUAAAUAAUAAAUACACAAAUAAUCUUUUUAUAUAUAUAA
Molecule: messenger RNA, 1102 nt
Organism: Frieseomelitta varia
Lineage: Eukaryota; Metazoa; Arthropoda; Insecta; Hymenoptera; Apidae
Product: DNA repair protein XRCC3-like
Exons: 5
Coding region: 107-871 (254 amino acids)
Biological process (GO): double-strand break repair via synthesis-dependent strand annealing; telomere maintenance via recombination; resolution of mitotic recombination intermediates
Cellular component (GO): Rad51C-XRCC3 complex; replication fork
Molecular function (GO): ATP-dependent DNA damage sensor activity; ATP binding; four-way junction DNA binding
Source: RefSeq, a predicted model, not a curated record